AUGGCAGGAUUUCACAUACCCGGGGACCCCUAUUUUCCCAAUCAGGGAAACGCGGGAUGGAUCGAUGAUGAGCCCGAGGAGGAUCCCGAAGAGGAUCCCGAGGAGGAGCCCGAGGAGGAAGACGAACAAGAAGAAGAAGAGGAAGACGACCAAGAGGAAGAUGAAGACGAAGAGGAAGAAGAGGAAGAUACAGUCUUCGGUGGUGACAAAGAUGAUUUUCAAGAUGUUACCUUCAAUCCUUUUCAUGUUCAAGAAGAAAGCAAUGAUGAUGCCGCUGCCACGAAAGGGAAAUUCAAGUCUCUUAUUGACAAGUUGGAUACUCUCCUUGAGUCUUCCAAAACUUCUUCAAGCUCUCAAUACUCAUUCGAUUCAGUUAACGCUCUGAUCAAAACCUUCACCAAGGAGCAUGCCAGCACUAUUCAAGCCUUUACGAAAGCUGUUGAAAACUGUCACAGGGUUGUUCGCGAAAUGGCCGAAAAAGUCGAAAAACUACUGGCGAAUGCAACUAAGUUUAUGGAAGAAUUUUGCAGUUCAUCCGAGAACAACACAGCUACUGCAAACAAAGCAGAUAAUACAGAGAUCGCUUGCUUUGUUGUUUCGGAGAUUGAGAAACUCCAAGCUGAUCUUGCUAUUAAAAAUUCCAUCAUGGACAAGCUCAACAUCAAAACUGAAAAGGUUAAAGUUCUUUCUGCUCACCCAUCUCAUGCAAAUGCCCAAGUUAAUGAACUGAAAUCUGAAGGGGCCAUUGUGAAAAGUGUUGUUGUCGACGAAAACCACUACCUGCAGGCUCUUGUCGAGACUCGAUACUCUUUGCUCACUGUUUCUGUUAGGAAACAUCUUGCAAAGAAACUAAAGCUUGUGUUCUUAAUGCUAAACUGUUUAGAAGGUGUUUUGGAGUCCGAAUCACUUCUAAAACAAGGGGGAGAAGUUAAGAGAACAACUACAAGUGGUUCGAAUAAACAUGAAACAACAAAUUCUCCACCCAAAUCAAAAGAUUCAAAUGUUAAUGUAGCCUCGGGAUCUAAAGGAAAAGGAAAGUUAAUUGGUGAAGAUGAUCAAGAAGAACAGGAUGAUAUAUAUGAAGAGGCUCAAUUACAACAAAGGAAAAGUGAUUAA
This is a messenger RNA of Lactuca saligna, 1116 nucleotides long. NCBI's taxonomy places the organism in Eukaryota, Viridiplantae, Streptophyta, Magnoliopsida, Asterales, Asteraceae. The record is from the annotation of a GenBank genome assembly.